Molecule: messenger RNA, 5501 nt
Organism: Syngnathoides biaculeatus (alligator pipefish)
Lineage: Eukaryota; Metazoa; Chordata; Actinopteri; Syngnathiformes; Syngnathidae
Gene: mark2b
Product: MAP/microtubule affinity-regulating kinase 2b
Exons: 20
Coding region: 1320-3704 (794 amino acids)
Biological process (GO): protein phosphorylation; intracellular signal transduction; microtubule cytoskeleton organization
Cellular component (GO): cytoplasm
Molecular function (GO): ATP binding; protein serine/threonine kinase activity; tau-protein kinase activity
Source: RefSeq, a predicted model, not a curated record
AAGCCGAACUCGCUCGCUCGCUCGCUCCCUCCCUCCCUCCCUCUCCGGUUGUCUUUUGGUGGUGCUGCAAGCAGCCAUGUUGCCGCGAGCUUGUUCCGGUAUGAGCGCUGGUAGCUGCGUUUAGACCACAUUCGGACGCAGCUCGUCGCCUGGCUCCCCCCACCCGACUCUUCCCUGGAAGCCACAGUCCCAUCGAUGAUGGAUCGUACGAGCUGAUUUCAAAAUACAUGCAGUCGGCCAAGCUGCUGGAGGAUCAUCGUCAUCAUCCUCGGGGACCGAGGCUCGGCAGAUUUCGGCCACACCGCAGUGCAGUGCGGUACUGGUGAACGAUCUUAUUAUUCAUAUGAACGCGAGAGACGCCAGGGCGGCGCUGCCUCGGCUGGAUAUUUUGGACUUUGGUGGCUCGCUUGUGUGGCACCGGGCUCCUCUUCCUCCUCUGCCGCCGCCUGUGGCCGCUGGAGCGUUAGCGGCUAAGCGAACUAGCCCAGUUAGCUCCGCCUUGAAGCCAAGUCGGGCUAGAUCGAUGGGCUAACAACAACAACAACAAAACAAACAAAAAAAAAAACAACCAUCUGGAAAAAAAGUAAUUUUCAACCGGGCCAAGUUAUGGUUUUACACCGUGGCGCUUUUAUUUGUUGGAUACCCCUCUCUGGAUAUCUCACCGGGGACGAUUGUUUCGUGUGAGUUGGCAAGGUCGGCACGGGGACCCUCUGAGAAGAACUUCGGCCUGAAAGUUUUUGUUUCGACCUGCCUCCCCCCACCCCAAGGAUAGGACCGUCUUGUGAAAAACAACAACAAAUAACAACACGGGCCCCGAUGACAAACUCGUUUUGAGGAAACACGGUGGCACUUUGUCGUCUGUUCACUCGGCGUUUUUGCUGGCUUUAGCAUGCUAGUCACCUAGUGGAAACUUGUCUCGUCAACGCAACCCCAUUAGCCAUUUUCUUCCUUAGUUGCCACCGAGGUGGUUUAAAAAAAAUCAACCCCAAAUCUGCACCGUGACGUUCUUUUUAUUUUUAUAUUUACUGUUGACAAACAUGGGACGUUCGGUUGACGAGCUAGCGGGCUAAGUGAGUGAGCCGCCGAUGUGGGAGCCAACUUGUUGAUUCACGGGCAAUCUGACGUGUUGCUAGCACCGGGGCUCUUCCCCCCCCCCCCCCCCCCCCCUUCCCACACCCCCAUUUUGUACCCACGCCGAUCUUAAAUGUACAAAAGCCACUGAAGUUUCUUAUUUUUUUUUUGUGCGGGGGGGAGGGGGAGAGGGGGUCACUUCUCCUCCUUUUUUUGCAACCAACAACCCCUCGUCAAGUUGAUCCAAAAUGUCAACAAGGACCCCACUCGGGCAAGUCAUUGAAAAUUCCUCUGGGCAGGACUCCAAGUCAUUGUCCAGCCGCUCCAGCAUGCCGCGAUGUCGGAACUCACUCACGACGACCACGCCGGACGACCAGCCGCACAUCGGCAACUAUCGCUUGCUGAAAACCAUCGGCAAGGGCAACUUCGCCAAGGUCAAACUGGCGCGCCAUGUCCUCACUGGAAAGGAGGUGGCUGUUAAAAUCAUUGAUAAGACACAGCUGAACUCCUCCAGUUUGCAGAAGCUCUUCCGGGAGGUGAGGAUCAUGAAGAUGUUAAACCACCCCAACAUCGUUAAGCUUUUUGAGGUGAUCGAGACCGAAAAGACUUUGUACUUGGUAAUGGAGUACGCGAGUGGAGGCGAGGUGUUUGAUUACUUGGUGGCUCAUGGCAGGAUGAAGGAGAAAGAAGCCCGUGCCAAAUUCCGACAGAUUGUGUCAGCAGUGCAGUAUUGCCAUCAGAAGUGUAUAGUACACAGAGACCUCAAGGCCGAGAACCUGCUCCUGGAUGCAGACAUGAACAUCAAGAUAGCGGACUUUGGCUUUAGCAACGAGUUCACGCUGGGGAACAAGCUGGACACGUUCUGCGGUUCCCCGCCGUACGCCGCUCCCGAGCUUUUCCAGGGCAAGAAGUACGACGGGCCCGAGGUGGACGUGUGGAGCCUGGGCGUCAUCCUCUACACACUCGUGAGCGGCUCCCUGCCUUUCGACGGACAGAAUCUCAAGGAGCUCCGAGAGCGCGUUCUGCGUGGCAAAUACAGGAUUCCGUUCUACAUGUCAACUGAUUGUGAGAACUUGCUGAAGAAGUUCCUCAUCCUCAACCCCUCGAAAAGAGGCAGCCUUGAGCAGCAGAUAAUGAGGGACCGAUGGAUGAAUGUAGGGCACGAGGAAGAGGAACUCAAACCCUACAUUGAACCGCAACCAGAUUAUAAGGACCCGAGGAGGACAGACAUUAUGCUGCAGAUGGGAUUCUCUCAGGAGGAGAUCCAGGACUCACUGGUGAAUCAGAAGUACAAUGACGUGAUGGCGACCUAUCUGCUACUGGACUAUAGGAACUCUGAGCUGGAUGAGGGCGGCAUCAAGCCUCGGCCCGGAAGUGAUGUAAGCAACAUAAAUGCCCCCUCCCCGCCGCACAAGGUACAGCGCAGUGUGUCAUCCAACCAGAAGCCCCAAAACCGAAGAGCUACUGAGCAGGGCUCCUCCUACUCAAAGAGAGGGGGGCAAGCAGACAACCGGAACGCCGGAGAGGAUUGCGGGAGGAAAGGCUCGUCGGGUAGCUCCUCUACCAAGGUGCCCGCCAGCCCCUUGGCCUCCUCUGACCGCAAGAAGAGCGCCACGCCCUCCACCAAUAGCAUCCUGUCCACUGGCACUGGCCGCAGUCGGAAUUCUCCUCUGACUGAGAGAGCCACGCUGGGUCAGGGCAUCCAGAAUGGCAAGGACAGCCUUAACACUCCGGGUUCCCGUGCCUCCACUGCUUCAGCCGCCGCCGUCCUCUCCUCCUCCUCCUCCUCCUCCUCCUCCUCCUCGCGUCCCCGCCACCACAAGUCCUUGUCCUCCUCCAAUCAUCCAUGCCCCUCUGACCUGCAUGCAUCACGACCCAGCGCCCCGCCUCAACGGGCGCCUGGCGCCUCACCGUCAGCUCACAACAUCAGCAGCGCCGCGGUGACGGACCGCACCAACUUCUCCCGAGGGGUGGGCAUCCGCAGCACGUUCCACGCGGGCCAGCAACGGGGGGCCCGGGACCAGCAGGGCUCGGCCUACCCCGGCGGGCCCGCGUCCCCGUCGCUGUCGCACGGCAACAGCCAGGCCCGGAGAACGCACGGGGCCACCGGGAUUUUCAGCAAGUUCACGUCAAAGUUUGUACGCAGAAAUCUCUCGUUCAGGUUUCCAAGAAGGUCCAUGCUGAGCAGCACCGCGGACAAGUCUGAGAAGACGUCCGGCGGCGUUCUCUCCUCCUCUUCCAACAACGACGAGAACAAUUCCUCACCAGGGUCCGGGAACACCGGCGGCACGGGCACGCCUCCCGCCAUCGCCGGGCAGAAAGACUUAGCCAAGCCGCGCUCGCUGCGCUUCACCUGGUCCAUGAAGACCACGUCGUCCAUGGAGCCCACGGAGAUGAUGCGCGAGAUCCGCAAGGUGCUCGACUCCAACAGCUGCGAGUACGAGCUCCGCGAGCGCUACAUGCUGCUGUGCAUGUCGGGGAACCCGGCGCGCGACGACUUCGUCCAGUGGGAGAUGGAAGUGUGCAAGCUGCCCCGGCUCUCCCUCAACGGCGUGCGCUUCAAGCGGAUCUCGGGCACGUCCAUCGCCUUCAAGAACAUUGCGUCGAAGAUCGCCAACGAGCUCAAGCUGUGAGCGGCGAGGAGAGCGGACGGAGGAGGAGGUUUUGAGCCGGGCCGGGGUCCAUUUGAAAUAACACCAGUGGUUUGAAGCAGGGCUAUCUGUUCUCACCUCACUGUCUGAGGUUUUGGUUCCAAGGCAGUUAGUUCUAAUCGUUUUUUGUUUUGUUUUGUUUUUUUUCCCCUUCCUGUCCCCCGUGAGCACUCUUCUGCAUGUCACGUAACUCCUGAGCACUCCUCUCACUUCCUUGCUAUUUAUUCUGCGCACAGCCCCACACCCCCCCCCUUUUUUUUUUUUUUCUUCUUCUUCCCCUAAGUAAGAACGGUUGUGGCCAGGGAUCUCGGUGCAGCACAUUCUCUUCGAAGGAUCAGCUGAAACUUUGUGACGUAAUGCGGAGCCUCGGAGUCGUUCCCCCCCGUCCCCUGAAGUGUUCAGAUUGUCCCGCAAAACUGUUGAGCGGACUCCCAACUGAAUCAGGACUGUUGGCUCACAUGUACACGCGCACACACACAUCUUCCCCUCCACACUCAGAAUGGUUUUGGAUGCCUUUUUCAUCCCCUGCCCAGACGAGACCUUCCUCCUCCCAAAUCUUCCACACCCAACAUCCAUUUUGCCCUUUUCCUCCCUGAGUUCUGUCAGAUCGUCCCAGGCCAGUUAGACAUGCCCAAAAUCAAAUGUGUAGCCUCUUUUUAUGGCUUCUUUUUUUUUUUUUUUUUUUUUUUUCUCAACACAGUUGUGCACUGGAAACGAGAGGUAAAUGUCUAAACCCCCCCACCCCGCAAUUGAUUCCCCCACACGACCACAAACGCAAUUUACCGCCUCAUUUGACUGGUCCCCAAUGAGUUAAUGAAAUGCACGGCCAGUGGGUAUGUGACAGAAAGAUCUCAUAAAAGGGCAGCAAACGGUGAAUUACUUUCUCAUACUUUUUGAUUUGAUGAUAUAUUUUGGUGUUGUUAUACUAAUUUGGGAUUUGUGAAAUGUGUGCAGUUUUUCUGUUUGUUUUUGUUUCAGUGGGGUCGUGUCUACUUCAUAUCAUUGCUGCCUUUUUUUUUUUUUUUUUUUUUUUCCCCCUUCAUUUUUCUGGUGUUGUGCCUCUUUCGGACACAUCAUCAAGGUUCAGUACAAAAACCCUCAAAUUGAAGAUUUCUCAAAUGUAUGGUUAUUAAUGGUAAUAGUUGACCACUCUAUUGUUUCAUGCUUUUUAUUUUAUAAUUUUUUUUUAAACCAGUCAUUUAGAAAAAAAUCUAUUUUAAAGAAUUUUCAAAUAGCCACAGCAUAUUUCCCUGUGAUGUUGUCACAUCAGAGGGAAAUGUUCCAACGCUCCAACCUGUGUCCGUCUUUCUCCAUGCUCGCAUCCAGCUUGUUGAAAGCAGCAUAAACAAACAAACAAACAAACGCACGCACUCACUCAAUGGGGGGUGGAAACAGGACAUGGUGGGACAAGGCUUGGUCACGUCAUUCUAACAUGAUGACACACUGUCCUUUAUUUUAUUUCCUUUAAAAGUCAGAUUUUCUUUCAAACUUGAUCAUUUGUAUUAAGGUGCUGGGUAUUGUAUUCUAAUGAUUAUACUGGCUGUUGCUGUUAUAUUAUCUCUUUCAGGGUUUUUUUUUUAAAUUUUAUCUCAUUAUUAUUUUUUGUUUUUGUUUUAACAUUGCUGUAAUUUACGUUGAUUUUUAAAUGUUUUUGAGCAAAACUGUAACUGUAGUGGUUGGUUUCGGGGAGGUAAGGGAGGGGGGUCUUAAGCUCAUGUAUGUUUUUUUUUGUGCAGAGAUUCAAUGAUGAAAACUUAACAAUGAUAGUAAUAAAACUGA